Messenger RNA from Hordeum vulgare subsp. vulgare (domesticated barley), 762 nucleotides. RefSeq names its product COP9 signalosome complex subunit 5-like. The record is from RefSeq and is a predicted model, not a curated record. The coding region runs from base 1 to 747 and encodes 248 amino acids. The transcript has 4 exons. Gene Ontology annotation, biological process: protein deneddylation. Gene Ontology annotation, molecular function: protein binding; deNEDDylase activity; metallopeptidase activity. Gene Ontology annotation, cellular component: cytoplasm; COP9 signalosome. NCBI's taxonomy places the organism in Eukaryota, Viridiplantae, Streptophyta, Magnoliopsida, Poales, Poaceae.
AUGGCGGCCGGCCCCUGUCGGCGGAGAGACAAGGUGCAGGCGACUGGUGGGCCUCCGUGGGACUUCCGGCGAGCGGCGGCCGGAGGCGGGGCCGAUGGGGAGCUUGGGGCGGCGCAGUUCCCGGCGAGGCGCUACAGGAGGAGGUGCGGGCAGCAGGGAGCUGGCGGCGGCUCGGCCGAACGGCGGCAGCGUGCUGAUGGGCCUGCCCGGGCUGGAAGGUUGGAAAAUGUGGUUGGCUGGUACCACUCACAUCCUGGUUUUGGAUGCUGGCUGUCAGGCAUUGAUGUUUCAACUCAGAUGCUUAAUCAGCAGUUUCAAGAACCAUUCUUGGCUGUUGUGAUAGACCCUACAAGGACUGUUUUUGCUGGUAGAGUGGACAUUGGAGCUUUUAGGACAUAUCCAAAAGAUUACAAGCCACCGGAUGAGCCUGUGUCUGAGUAUCAGACCAUACCACUCAACAAGAUAGAAGAUUUUGGUGUUCACUGCAAACAGUACUAUUCUUUGGAUAUAACCUAUUUCAAGUCAUCCCUGGACUCUCACCUCCUUGAUCUACUCUGGAACAAGUACUGGGUCAACACAUUGUCUUCGUCACCACUUCUGGGUAACAGGGAUUAUGUCGCUGGACAAAUCUUUGAUUUAGCUGACAAACUAGAGCAAGCUGAAGGGCAACUGGCACACAGUCGAUUUGGCAUGCUUAUGCCAUCACAGCGAAAGAAAGAGGUCAGUUUCUGUGUUCAUGCCCUUUAAACUUGGUUAUCCUCA